AUGCUAACACUAUGGAAAGCGUUCCGUGACCGAGCCACAGGCAGGAACUACAACCGUGAUCAACCUGCCGAAGGUGCCGGCCAAGAUCAUCCCACUCGUGAACGUGGCGCCCGUCGAGGUGGUCGUGGCCCAAGAGGCGCUCGUCGAGGUGGCGAGUUCGGUGACCGACAAAGUCGGACCGGUCAAGUCGAACAUGGUUGGGGCGAAAAUACCGGUGAAGGUGAAUGGGCCGACGAGAAGGCUGGUGAAGUCAUUGCCAAGGAAGAAGAAAAGGAGGGAUGGAACCAGAAUGCAGAGCCUGCCACCGAAGGCGCUGAAGCCGGAGCUGACGGAGAAGGCGAGCCAGAGAACACUGGCAAGUCUUAUGCCGAAUACUUGGCAGAGCAAGCCGCGAAGAAAUUGGAAGGACUUGGUCUGAAGGAAGCCCGAGCCCCCAAUGAGGGUGCAAAGGAAGACAAGAAAUGGAAGGCAGCCAAGGAGUUGACCAAGGACGAGACCGAGGACUACUUCAAGGGCGAAGAGAGAGUCAAGGCUCAGCGAGAACGUGCGAGCAAGAAGCAGGUCCUGGACAUCGACUACAGCUUCAAGGAGCCGCCACGUGAAACUCGUGGUCGUGGAGGCCGUGGAGGUGUACGAGGCCGAGGUGACCGUCCUGACCGUCCCGAACGUGGCGAUUUCGGCGGACGAGGCCGGGGUGACCGUCCUGACCGUCCUGACCGUGGCGAUUUCCGCGGACGAGGUCGUGGCGGCCGUGGUCGUGGCCGCGGCGGUGACGGUCCCGUCGUCCCUGUCCACGACGAGAGCGCUUUUCCCAGCCUGGGUGGAAAGUAA
Molecule: messenger RNA, 831 nt
Organism: Capronia epimyces CBS 606.96
Lineage: Eukaryota; Fungi; Ascomycota; Eurotiomycetes; Chaetothyriales; Herpotrichiellaceae
Exons: 2
Coding region: 1-831 (276 amino acids)
Cellular component (GO): nucleus; cytoplasm
Molecular function (GO): RNA binding
Source: RefSeq, a predicted model, not a curated record